AUGGAAGGGUAUUUAUUGAAAUGGGUUAAUCCAUUUUAAAGAUGGUAGAAGAGAUACUUCAUACUUAACGAUCAUAUUCUUACUUAUUGCGAUCAACCAGGAGGUAGAUCGAAAGGACAGAUCCAUCUUAAAGUAGCAGGAAUCAAUGAAAGUAAGGAUGACCCUUUACGAAUUACUAUCAAUACGGGAACAGGCUAGAUCUUAUUAAAGGCAUCUAAUGUUGAUGAUAAAAGUAAGUGGUUGGUAGCUUUAAAGAAAAACUAGGAGUAUUGUCAAAGACAUUAGGUGUUCAAUUAUGGUUAAAGAAUUUAAGAACUAUUAACAGAUAUCUGGAGCAAUUUUGCCUUGUUUGAUGAAUAACUUACUUAUCUUUAAGAUAAAGCCACUUUAAUUGUGUACAAGGAAAUCAACCAAAUUAUUAAUCUAGGACAAUACUUAAAAAAUGGAAUAACUUUGUGUUGCACAUUAAUAGAAGAAGAAAAAAUUAAAUUGUAUGGGGAAUCAGAUACAAUCUAUGAGAGUUUCAAUUUUGAGAAUGAAAUACCCUUAAAUACCUAAUCAUCUAAUUAUUUAAUAAGAUAAGAAGAAUAAAAAUAAAAUUAAUUAGAAAAUCUCAACUCCCAACAAUUUUUGGAAUCUAUCAGACUAUCAAAUCCUAUAAAAUUUAAUAACAUUAAAUUCAAUAGGGUUUAUUCCAGAAUAAGUAUAACCAACGAAGCUACUAGAAAAUGUUUACCUUAUAAAUAAGAUCCAGAUGAGAAGUUUGCAUUCUGGCCAUUUCUAAAGGAAUGCAUAGGAAAGGAUUUAACACGAAUUCCAAUGCCAUUAUUAUUUCACUAGCCUCUAUCCGCCUUACAGUUUUUUGCGACUUCAUUUGAAUAUUAUGAAACAUUGAAAUAAGCUGCAAGGGCUGAUGAUCCAUACAAAAGAAUGGCAUAUUUAAUUGCUUUUUCUUUAGUCAGGUGUCUCCUAAAUAUGGAUUGCCAAAAGAAAAUUUUCAAUCCUGUCUUAGGAGAAACUUAUGAAUACAUCACUCCUGAAUAUAAAGUGAUCAGUGAAUAAGUAUGCCAUCAUCCUCCAGUUACUGCGGUUCAUUGUGAAAGCGAUGAUUUUGUAUUUUCAAUCACAAUGGAAGUCACAGUAGGUUUUUCUGGGACCAGCAUAAUGGCCAAAUUACCUGGUUUGGUCCAUUUUAGAAACAAAAAAACUAAUGAAUAUAUGACUUAUUCAUUCCCAAAUAUGAUUGUUAAGAAUUUGUUAUUUGGAAAAAUGUAUUUUGAAUAAGUUGGUGAGGCUAUUUACACUAAUCACACUACAGGAGAUAUUGGAAUUUUAACUUUGAAGGAAAGAACUAGCCAAAAAGAUGCUUACUAACUAAAAGCUACUAUCAAAGAUAAAAAUGGUAAUAUCAGAUGUCAAAUUAGUGGGUAUUUUGAUAAAGAAAUUUAUGCCAAUAAUGAAUUAAUUUGGAAAAGAAAUUCUUUUGAUCCAGAAAGUAAAUGGUAUUACUUUUAUUCUCAUCAUAUUUUGUAAUUAAAUCAUUUAAAUGAAGACAUUUUAAGAAGUAUACCAUAGACUGAUAGUAGAAUGAGAUCAGACUUGAGAGCUUUGGAAUAUGGAUUCAAGGAUCUAGGUUAGGAAGAAAAAGUCAGAAUCGAAGAAAAGUAAAGGGAACGAAGGAAGAUAAUGGAAGAAAAGAAAUAAUAACACAUUCCUAGAUUCUUUAAGGAAGAAAUGGAUCCAAUAUCUAAGAGAAACUAAUGGGUUUAUUAAUACAAUUAUGAAAAAGAGAAACAUUUAAUAGAUUUAGAUUUAUUUUGAUUUGAUUAAUAUUCUUAUAUUAUUCAUUUAUUAAUUGAAUUUGAUAUAUAUAUAUCUUAACAA
This is a messenger RNA of Paramecium tetraurelia, 1884 nucleotides long. RefSeq lists its product as uncharacterized. NCBI's taxonomy places the organism in Eukaryota, Ciliophora, Oligohymenophorea, Peniculida, Parameciidae. The transcript is spliced from 4 exons. The record is from RefSeq and is a predicted model, not a curated record. Gene Ontology annotation, molecular function: sterol binding. Gene Ontology annotation, cellular component: cytosol; membrane; intracellular membrane-bounded organelle.